AUGACAAGACGGCCAUUAGUUUCCGGUGUCCGAGAGAGUGCACGCGGAUUGUGCUGUUGAAUUCUGUCUGCUUUUAUAAUAUUAAAUAAGAUUUAAUAAAUAAUAUUUAGUGUAAUCUACGAAAAGUAAUAAUGUCGAAUAAUAACGCCCCAGAUUCUUGGGAGACACAGGCCGAUUCAGGUUCGGCGAACAAUUCUCCAACGCAGUCUGCAGAUGUCACAGCAAAAUUUUCCACGUUGAAUGUGAAUGCAGAAGUUUUCGUGCCUUCUUUCGCUAGGUCAGCCGUAAUUACAGACGAGAGUUCACCAACGAAAUCUCCCAACAGUGAGAACUCGCCCGUUCAUGAUUCAUUAUUAAAUGGAACAAAUGUAGAUGAACCAACAGAAAGGGAUGAAGUCAAAGAACCACCUCCCUUACCACCAGCUGAUGGUGAUGCAUCGCCCGGCGAUGGCGGGACCGAAGGAGGCACUUGGGAGGACGAGGCGGAAGACGCGGAUGCAUUAACACCGGAAGGUGACGACGAGGAACCUUCAUCCGAAGAGGCACCUAAAAUAACCAAGAAAAAAAUUGUUAAGUCCGAAGAAGUCGCAAAGAACAAAAAGGAGCACGUUAACGUAGUUUUUAUUGGUCACGUAGACGCGGGUAAGUCUACAAUCGGCGGGCAGAUUAUGGCACUUACCGGGAUGGUCGAUAAGCGAACCUUAGAGAAAUACGAACGGGAAGCUCGAGAGAAAAGCCGAGAGUCGUGGUAUUUAUCUUGGGCAUUGGACACUAAUCAAGAAGAACGUGAUAAGGGGAAGACCGUCGAGGUCGGACGCGCAUACUUUGAGACUGACAAAAAACACUUCACAAUCUUAGACGCUCCAGGUCACAAAAGUUUUGUUCCUAACAUGAUUGGCGGCGCCGCUCAGGCCGAUCUGGCUGUACUUGUUAUAUCGGCGAGGAAGGGCGAAUUUGAAACGGGAUUCGAUCGAGGCGGACAGACCAGGGAGCAUGCCAUGUUGGCAAAAACGGCCGGAGUUAAACAUCUUGUAGUUCUAGUUAAUAAAAUGGAUGAUCCCACGGUCAAUUGGGACGAAGGAAGAUACAACGAAUGUAAAGAUAAGAUUCUUCCAUAUCUAAAAAAGUUAGGCUUUAAUCCCGCCAAGGAUCUCACAUUUCUACCGUGUUCCGGUUUAUCGGGACAAGGUCUCAAAGAACCAGUAGACGGCAGACUUUGUCCGUGGUAUAAAGGUCCCGCCUUCAUUCCUUUUAUCGAUGAGUUACCGUCGCUCAAUCGUAAGACUGACGGGCCGUUCAUCAUGCCUAUUGUAGAUAAAUAUAAAGAUAUGGGUACCGUAGUAAUGGGCAAAGUAGAAUCGGGCGAAUGUCGAAAAGGUCUAAACUUAAUGAUCAUGCCAAAUAGGACGCCUGUAACAGUCGAUCAGUUGUGGUCGGAUGAUGACGAAGUUAGCUCUGUUGUAGGAGGGGAAAAUGUGAAGGUGAAAGUCAAGGGAGUAGAAGAAGAGGAUGUUAGUCCCGGCUUCGUAUUAUGUGAUGCUAAUAAUCCUAUUCGCACCGGUCGCGUUUUUGAUGCGCAGGUUGUUAUUUUAGAACAUAAGUCUAUUAUUUGUGCCGGAUAUAGUGCUGUAAUGCACAUUCACUGUGCAGCUGAAGAAAUCACAGUUAAAGCCUUAAUUUGUCUAGUAGAUAGGAAGACUGGAGAAAAAAGUAAAACUAGGCCGAGGUUUGUGAAACAAGACCAAGUUGCUAUUAUGAGAAUCGAGUGCGCGGGCGUUAUCUGCUUAGAACAGUUUAAGCUUUUCCCUCAAAUGGGUCGCUUUACCCUUCGUGAUGAAAAUAAGACAAUUGCUAUUGGCAAAGUUCUAAAAGUUGUGGAAUAAACUUUUUGCUUUAGAUAGUUUGAUAUUACCGUGAGAAAAACGAAAAAUAGAUAUUUUACAAAUUGAAUCAAAUGAACGCCACACAAUAAUACUUUUUAUACAUUGCGUACUGUCAGUUGUUAAUUAAGAUUCAUUAAAUGCUGCUUGACCAAGCUAGCCAUUGAAAUGAGGUUUGUAUAGUCGGUUUCUUUUUUAUUUGUGAACAUUAUUUUAUUACGUUGAUGGUAUUUUUGCAUUGUAAGUUGUAUAUUAUAUAUGAAAAGGUGUAUUGGUUUUCAUUGUUUUCCAAUAUUUUUAGGCUCAAUUUUUAUUUAGUCGUUUAUUUAUUAUUAGUCGCAAGUUAUUUAUUUGAUCUGGAAUAUGAAGCAAACUAAACUCUAUUAGGUAGGGUUGUCAAAUUUGAUUUUUAUUAAAUUCCUGAAACGGAUAUACAUAUAUAUCUCAAUAGUAAUGUUCAGGAUAUGUUAUUAUAUAAAUAAACGAUGCAGUUAUA
Messenger RNA from Photinus pyralis (common eastern firefly), 2376 nucleotides. RefSeq names its product eukaryotic peptide chain release factor GTP-binding subunit ERF3A (gene eRF3). The record is from RefSeq and is a predicted model, not a curated record. Lineage: Eukaryota; Metazoa; Arthropoda; Insecta; Coleoptera; Lampyridae. Gene Ontology annotation, biological process: translation; translational termination; nuclear-transcribed mRNA catabolic process, deadenylation-dependent decay. Gene Ontology annotation, cellular component: translation release factor complex. Gene Ontology annotation, molecular function: GTP binding; GTPase activity; translation release factor activity. The transcript has 9 exons. The coding region runs from base 132 to 1883 and encodes 583 amino acids.